CAGCAUUUGUUCAACAAAGAUCGAAUGCACACAGUGACUUCACUGGAGUUUCGCUGUUAGAGUGACUUUGCCGCGAGGGAAGACUCACAAAGGAUUUCCCCAGAAAGGAGGGAGCGAUAUUUGACGGGAAUCGUCGCCUGAUGUCCGUGUUCAAACGGCAAAGCUAUUCAACAGCUCAAGAAGUCGGUCAGGGACUAAUGCAGCUUAAAAUUGGUCCCAACGACAAGGAAACAACGAAAGUCGCGAAGAAGAAGAUGGCUGCUGCUAAUUCUCGGCGCCGGAAAAAAUCAAGAUUGAAGAGGUCCAAAAGCGCCGACAACUCAAGAGUUGUUGAACUUCGCAAAGAGAGAUCCCGAGAUGCAGCAAGAAGCAGACGUGGCAAGGAAAAUGCUCAGUUUGAUGAGCUGGCCAAACUCCUGCCAUUACCCAGUGCCAUUACAUCCCAGCUGGAUAAGGCUUCCAUCGUGCGACUUACAAUCAGUUACCUGAAUAUGAAACAGUUUGGAAAAAGAGGUAAACGUUAUCGUCUGGGGUCGACUAGCUCCCUCUUGUCAGAGUCCUCAAAUUCACCCGGGUCUGAUGCAGAUGGAGAUGUUCAUUUUGGAAGUCCUGGAAGUCCCUCUCCGCCAUCCUCCAUUUCUUCACCGCCACCGACUAGCAGUACUUCUGCAGCUGCUUCAGUUGUUCCAUACAAUCAGAGUAGCACGAGCUUUAGUGACCUGGCAGCCAACAGUGGUAUCUUUUUGUUACAGGCACUGGAUGGAUUCCUCUUUGUUCUCUCCAGCGAUGCAAAAGUCCUUUAUGUUUCAGAGACAGUGUCUGUGCAUCUUGGACUGUCACAGGUGGAGCUGACAGGAAGCAGUAUGUACUGUUAUAUUCACCCUGAGGAUCAGCAGGAUUUGUCCAAUGUUUUGGAGGCUGGAAAGGAAGAAUUAGAAAAUCCCAAUAAUGAGGCAGCUGCUGGGAGAUACACAGAUGAUAUUCCUUUCUUUGGAAAUGAGCAAGCUUUCACUGAAGAGGCAGAGCUUCCUAAUAAAGAGAGACCCAAAUCGUUCUUUCUACGAAUGAAGUGCACCCUUGUAAGACGAGGAGGAUCCUACACAAAAUCCUCUGGGUUCAAGGUUAUUCACUGCAUGGGAAGAAUGAAGAAAUAUUCUGCCGGAGGUCUUCCUGGUCCUAAGUAUGCCUUUGUGGCUAUCGGACAACCUCUUCCCACAAUGAACAUCAAUGAGCUACCACUGGAGUGCAACAUGUUUGUGAGCCGAGUCAACAUGGAUCUAAGAAUUGUUUAUUGCGAAGGAAGAAUCCACAAAUUUAUGGAUUACUUUGCGAGAGACAUUGUUGGAAUAUCUGCUUAUGAUUUCUACCAUGGCAAUGAUGUUGGUGUGAUUCAAGGUCACCAUGCAAAAUUUCUGACAAAGGGCCAAGUUCUCACAAAGUACUAUCGCUGGAUGAACAAAAAUGGUGGUUGGGUAUGGAUGCAAACCAAGGCAUCUCUCAUUCCACAUCCUACAAACCCAGAGCUGAAACAAAUGUUGUGUCUGAAUUAUAUUGUCAGUGAAGUGGAACACCGUGGUGUUGUACUGGGAAUGGCCCAGUUAGAAGACAAGCCUGCUAUGCAUCCUCAUGCUUACAUCACUGAGGUGGAAAGUGAUUCUGAUGUCAAUGGUGAAUUGAAAGAUGCUCAGUACGAUGACCAAGUGAUGGUUUAUCCUAAGUGGCAUGAGACCUCCGACAACCUUGUCCCAAAACCAACACUGAUGGAUGCAGUGGCCCUCACACGCACUGGUUACCCAAAGUCCACUGCAGGUGAUGUAACUGGUCUAGAAAAUGAUGUAUUCACCACUACAGCUGAACAAUGGGGUCAAGCUAGUACUAGCACCUCGUGGAGUUCAACCAACAGGUACAACAUUGCCAGGUCAAGCAGUGUUCCAGGUGAUGGAGGGUCUACAAGCACCCUUGAAGAUGAGUUUGAUGACUGGGCAAAACUGAUCACUACUGAACUGACAGAAUUAGAUCGAGACAUUGUUAAGUUUGUGGCAACUGGAGGUGAGAUUUCUCAGCUGCCUGAUGCAAGCCUUGAAGUUCUUCUGAAUGGUGACAGCCUCGAUGGAUUACAAACAAAUGAAGCCAUCCAAAAUCUAGUUACGCCCAAAAUUGAAGAGAUUCCCAUGGACAGUGAAGAGAAUGGCAUCUCCUCUGUAAAUCUUGUCAAUAUACAGAAUAUGCCUCCCCCAAGAGUGCCCUCUGGAGGUUAUGGAAACCUGCCUACGGAUAACUUUGCUGGUGACACAAAGCCAAACUUAAUUUCCAUAAAUCAAGAAGGUGACUUGCUUGAGACAGGUCUUGGCAUUACGGGUUCAAAGAUACGCAGGAUCAACAGUCCUUGCAUGUUUGGCAGUGGAAAUUCCACCAGUGAGAGAAAUUACCAACAGAAAGCACCUACCCUGAGUCAUUUAAACAGCGGUGGUCCUUCAAAUGCUGUCAUGAUGAACAUAUCUCAACAGACUCAGAAUCAUCCCACUGGUAGAGAUUCCAAUGGUAUGAAUUUUGAAAGGAUACCACAAAUGCAGCAGGCUGAUAUGACGUCUACAGGUGGUGGCAACUUUAGAGUUCCAGCGCCUGUUUCACAAAUGCAAAAGCAAAAGGAUGCUGUGCACUCACAAUUCUUUCCAAUUUUGAAGGAAGCAUUUCCCAACGUCUCCGAUGAUACAGUGGCUGACUUGAUCGAUGAUAUGAUCCAAGAUUCAGAUAGGAGACAAGCUGAGGCCAUGAGGAUGGCAACACUUCUGCAACAAGCAGGUUUUGCCCAACUAGAGGAAGUUCCUGAAAUUGAAAUCAAACAGGAGGUGGUGACACCAACUCUACCCCAACCAACUAGUUCAUUCCCUAGUUUCUCUGACAGUGUGGCAACUCAGAGUAGUCAACCUCAAGUUAUAAGUGGUUCCGCAUCUUCCUUCAGCUCUACAGAUACCUUCAACCAGCUUCCAGGAAACCAUGUCACAUUUGUGGCUCCACCUAGAAGACCACAGAAUGGGACAGUUCACAGUCAGAACCCUCCUAUGAGGUUCCAAAAUGGUAAUUCUCAGUUUGAGAGUCAAGGGGACAGCAAUAUGAACUUUUUGCAUUCUUUUUCAACUACAGAAACAAGUCCACAGGCAGGGGUUCCCAUACAAGGUGACAAUCUGUGGAACCCUGACCCACCUUUAAAGCAGAGCGUCAUGGACCAAGGAAUAAGGAACUUGCUGCAAAGCACAGGCAACCCAUUGCCGAAUCAGACCACCAACUUAAAUUCUCAAGUGAACUCUGGCUUGCUCCCACAGCAGUCAAACAUGCAGUUUGUGCCACAAAGCUUGAGUAACAUGCUGCCUCAGAACGGUUCCAGAAACAGUCAAAGUAAUAUGUUUAACAUGACAGUAGUUCCAAAUGUAGACCAGCUGAAUCUUCAGGAACCAAGCCACGUGAAUUCCCUUCUCCAGUCAGGAGCUCCCCUACAAGCUUUGAGCUUUCAGAACCUCAAUGGUGCAAGCAUGUCAAUCGCCAAUCAGCACUACCCCAAGUUUGAUGUGAGCAGGAAACUCUGACAGGUGAAUGGCUCUGUUGUCCAAAGCCAAUUUCGAACAAGGUGGUAUCUUAACUAGGCACUCUGCAUAUUCUUUCAACUGUAAACUAGUUAAACUGCUUUCCUAGUAAAGAGCAUCAGUCCAACGUAUCAUAUUACUUGCGUAAUAAUUGUUGCACUUGAGACUAUUGUACAAACAUUCAUGCAUAAGUAAGAUUCCUUUUCAUGUACAUUGUGUGGGCUCAAUGUAUUAUUUUUAAAAUGUAUAUAAAUUAAAGUUAGUAAAUGGUUUCAUUAGCAACUAGAAAUUAUCAAAAUAUAAUCUUGAACGUUGACUUUUAAUUUUUUCACAAGUAUCUUGUAGAAAUAGAAUGUUCUCUUUUACCUUUGUACAUAAAGUUUGUUACAAUAAUUAUUUGCAGUUAGUUGCUCAAAUAUGACACAAAAUCUUGUAGACAGAAAAUACAACUCAUUUAACAACGUUAGUUAUACCCUAAUACCUCACCUUGUAUGGUUUGGUGGACUACGGGAAAUGUUUAUAUAUUCUGCCAUGUUUGUUUGUUUGCUUGUUUGUUUGGUUUGGCUUUUGAAUAUUUGUAAUAUUUUGUUCCAUUACCACUCUCCUCUGGAGUUACAUAUUAGCAAAACUGGAAGUGUUUAGAUGCCUGAUUUUCAAAUCCUGGUGUCAAGAUGCCUCCUGAACAUUUUUGUAGAUCUAUUCCACUAGAGCUUUUUGAGUUGCUCAGCCAAGCUUUCCAAAGGUUCAUAAAAUAUAUAUAGUCAUUAAAAAGGCUUAUUGGGCUAUUCCUUUAUCAGGAUAUUUAGAUCGUGCUUUUGUCGCAGGUAUUCUUGUUAGACUAUUUUGAUUUUGUUUAAACCAAUGCUGCUGUUGAAAUGACAGUUAUUUGCCAAUACACCUGUUAAGUAAUUACUAUGGCUGACAUAAUAAUGUUAACUGUAACAUAGUGAUUAUUAAGCUGCAAUCAAAAGCUGUAUGCACGACAAUUUUUGAAGCAAUUUUCUCCACACCUAAAAAACCCAACCAUGACAAAGAUUGUUGUUGCAUAAUCUGAUAAUACAAAUAGAAAUAGAUAUCACAUUUUAAUGGUUCCUGGAAAGUGAGAUUUAGAAGCUGGUUUUGUGAACCUUCUUAUUUUGCUCAAUUUGUAAAGGAAUACUGCAUUAUGAAACUCACUGAAGCUGAAAUAUUCAAGACAGCACAAUGUAAGCUCUGGCGGUUUUGCAGGUGGCAGGGGGAGAGGAGAUUGUGGGAGGGCCUGUCCCCCUAGGGUCUCCCCCCCCCCGUCCUUAAUCCGCUACAGCAUGUCCUUUUGUGCAAAAAUACAAACAUUCAAAUGGGACAUUUUGAGCCCUAUUUUUGGCAUGACUUCCAGUGACUUAAACUAACAAUUGCUGUGGUUCCUUGGAUGAAGGAAAGCAUUUUUCAACUAGCUUCUCUCCCAUAAUCAGUGAAAACAUGUUAAUGCUUGCAUGCAUUUCAUUUGCUUUAAAUUUCAGGAUGCCAGCUUAAUUAGUAAAGAAAAGCUCUUCAGCAAGUAGGCUUUAUUUUCAUAUAAUGUGCUUUGGUGGUAUAGUGAAGGUUUUUGUUGCGGGAUGUUUCACAAAGUGAAGCAGUCCUCUAUAGCAGUGUGUUGCGCUCCCGCUACUCUCCAUAGUUAUGUUGAUUAUGAGCUAUUGACUUUCAUAUAUAGUUAUUUACCUAAAACAGUGAGGUUGCAAAUGGCUGACAAGCCAUUAGUCAAACUUGGCGGAGUCAUUGCUUCGCACAUUUUGUAUUUGUAUAAUUUUGAGGGGCGUUCUAGCUCCCACUAGUGUUUUCAGUAUAUUGUAAAAAGCCAAUUCCAUAAGUGUUGAUCAAAUUACUUGUCUUAAAGACUUGUGACCCUCUUGAUGGUUAAAUUGCGUUAAGGGUGUUGCUAGUCGACUUGUGAGUGGAACAUACCUGGUAAAAGUGGAUUACAAAGGGCGAUAAAACAGGAACUUUAACAGCUUUCUUGACAAAUUGCAGUAAGUAACGUUAAGAGUUACUAAUCUGCUUGUGUGGAAAAGCCAUAGCAAAGUAAAUCCCACCAGGUUGGAUUUGGUUGUAACUUUGGUAGAUUUUCCUACUCAGAGAAAACACUCAUGGAAUUGACUUAAGAAGGAGUAUAACCAUUGUAGUAAUCCAGUUCGUACAAUAUUCGUGGGAGAAACGUGAAGUUCCCCCUUAACAUUGCUGUAUGAGCAAUAAACUGUCAAGACAUAUUGUGA
Molecule: messenger RNA, 5833 nt
Organism: Orbicella faveolata
Lineage: Eukaryota; Metazoa; Cnidaria; Anthozoa; Scleractinia; Merulinidae
Biological process (GO): regulation of transcription by RNA polymerase II
Molecular function (GO): DNA-binding transcription factor activity, RNA polymerase II-specific; RNA polymerase II transcription regulatory region sequence-specific DNA binding; protein dimerization activity
Source: RefSeq, a predicted model, not a curated record